Messenger RNA from Penicillium cinerascens, 660 nucleotides. RefSeq lists its product as uncharacterized. NCBI's taxonomy places the organism in Eukaryota, Fungi, Ascomycota, Eurotiomycetes, Eurotiales, Aspergillaceae. The coding region runs from base 1 to 660 and encodes 219 amino acids. The transcript has a single exon. The record is from RefSeq and is a predicted model, not a curated record.
AUGAACUCACAACAAUUUGAUCCGGCUACGAUGAUCGGCCUGGCCGGUGCCUCUCCCUGGAGAACAGACGACAACUUCGACAUCUUCGAAUGGUAUCCGCGCUACCAAAGCUGUCAACGCUACUUCCUGGACCAUGCACAGCACAGCGUCCCCGUCCAGGCGUUAUCCGCAUUCUUGAACAUCCGACUACCCUUCCAGCGACAACCCAGCCCGGUCCCCAACUCGAACCCAGUAUCCACCCCAUCAUCAUCGUCAUCCUCCGGCCAGACACCACCCGGACCCGCCUUCAUCUCAUUGAUUCCAUACAUACGCCGCCUAGUCGCUACGGGGAUGGAUUUCCCGGGAGUUCUGCACGGCUUUUUCGGAGACGACUGGGGCAGCGGGGUAGGACCAUUGCACGAGCAGGAGCGGCGCAAUUACCUCUUCGCCGCCAAGAGCGGAGGCUGGGCCGAAGUGAAGAAAGAAUACGACAUGGCGCCGCUGGAAACAGUCCCAUUCCUACGCCCGCUUCAAGGACCCUUGGACGCCGAGAUCGAAGCCGCCGAGCGAAGCUGGAGUGAAUGGCUCGCCAUGGAAGACUGGAUGGUGGGACCACGGGCGCCAGAUAACCUUCACGACUCGUCCUCGCAGAACUCACGACCUCGAAGCGCACGCGGGUGA